This is a messenger RNA of Podospora pseudocomata, 23614 nucleotides long. RefSeq lists its product as uncharacterized. The record is from RefSeq and is a predicted model, not a curated record. The transcript is spliced from 7 exons. Lineage: Eukaryota; Fungi; Ascomycota; Sordariomycetes; Sordariales; Podosporaceae. The coding region runs from base 407 to 23614 and encodes 7735 amino acids.
UCCACUUUCUUGGUGAGGGGAGCUUUCAGACCCCGGCCCCAGAGCAGACGAGUUCAGGGUUCGGGCAGUUCCAGAGCUGGGUUAGCUGCGACCCCCAGCCUCUUGAUUGAUUGAUGGUUCGGAUGGAACAAUCCAUUUCAGAUCUCCAAACAACAACACACACCUGAACCUCCAUCUUCCAUCCUAUCCUUUCCACAGUCUUUCGUUCCUUACUCUUGAUCUUUGAAACCCAGUUGUCGCGAUACUCGCUGGGUGUUGACGAAACUAAUACCAAGGCGCAAAUCUGAUUUUUUGAAAUCAAGUACCCCUUAUCGCGUGAAAUAAACACAACAAAAAACAACCCACUUCAAUGAAUGGAACGUGAAGGAAGUUUGGACGACAGGUUGUUUCUUGAGCUUUCGCCAAAAUGAUGCGAGAGCCAACGGCCCGUCGCCGGAGCCCAGAGAGCUCCCGGCGGCGACGCGCCGAGCGUCGGCAUUCCAGAGAACAGCUCGCUGCUGCCGCCGCUGUCGCCGCCGGCGUCGUCGCUGCCCAGCCCGCCCCCCUACUACCACAACAACUACCACCCGGACCCGAAGUAGGCGACCGCGCAAUAAUCCCGCCCGUGUCAUCAUCCCAAACCCACACUCCUACGCAGCACAUGACGGCGCUAUCUUCGUCCCAGACACAAACUCCCACGCAGCGCCAAUAUCACCGAUCUAGGGCCAAUUCCACCACAUCCGCCUCCUCAUCGACCUCUUCGUCGCUGGUGAAUGUCUCCCGUCGAAGCCGAUUUGGCAUUCGUAACUUCUUUGCCCUGUCAUCCGUGAAGAAGGUCAAAAAGCGGCGCUCUUUCAAGAGGAAGAACUAUUCGACGUCUUCAGUUGACAGCGAUCUUGCCUACGGCAACGGAUAUGUGUCGCGGUCGUCCAUCGAAAGUACCCAUCGCCCAUCGCCUUCACAGCACCAACAUAUCCCGCAAUAUCCACAGCACCACCAGCCAUAUACCCCGGGGGCUUUCUCCCAUGUAAGCGGCGCAUAUCCAGCACCACCAGGACCCUACUCCCCUCAUCACUAUAGCCAACAUGGACACCACUCUGGCCAAGGUUACCCUCCUCCUCUCCCGCAUCAAUAUGGCCAGCCCCAUCCGCAACAAGGUCCCAAUGUUGGUCCGGACGGUCCUCCGGUCCUCAAGCGUGUCCAAACCGACGAGGAGAUCAUCGCCAUUGGCAGGAAACUGUCCGACCUCGCCCGUGCUGAGAACCUCCGCGACCUCGAACGCCAGGGUAAAUCUCGUCCUUCCCGUAUGGUGGCCACCGCGACAGCUGUCUCUGCUUUCCACCGUAAAAACUCUGGCGGGACUCGCGGCAUCAGCUCCUCUCGGCCAAAUAAAUCGCAGUCUUCCUCUAGUGAUGAAGAAUGGGAAUCCGCCUCCGACUCCGACUCUGACUCUGAUUCUCCCAGCUCUGAUUCAGACUCUGGUCUCGCUUACGGCUCCAUGCCUCGUUUUUCGGACCCCAUCCUUCCUCCGCUGACAGCUCUAGCCGGGACAGCAGGCGUCAUGGGCGCAGCGAUUGGAGCCGGUAGCCUAGCUCCCACCAUCAUUUCUGAACGCCCAUCCGAAGCCAUCCGUCCGCCAGACCGCAAGCCAAGCGCCGUCGAUCCAGCAAUGUUUGGUCCCGUGAACUCUCUCCGGGGAUAUGUGAAUACUCCUUGCGGUUUUAGGCCUGGGGAGUAUGUCUCUCCGGUGCAGUCUCAGUAUCAGUCUCCCGCACUGGCGCACAGAGUGACGGCUGAGAACCCGAUUCCAUUGCCGGGAAGCGCAAGCAAUGAAGCCCUGGUGCAAAGGCAGAGACAGCAGCAGCAUGGUUUUGAUCAGCCUAUCACUGCGACCAAUCUUGGUACCCCAGUGCAAAUUCAAGCCCCGCGACCAAGAAUUCCCGUCUCGCCUCAGGUGUUGGAAGAGCGAGGUCAUCAUAGGGAGCAUGAGAUUAGCACGGGCAGUCCGAAGAAGCGCAGAGAGAGGGAGCGAGAGAGAGAUAAAGAGAGUAGUAUCUCAGCAGCUCUUCCGGCUGUCGUGGGUGCUAUUGGGGCUGCGGUUGUUGCUGGUGCGGUGUUGAAUAAUAAUAAGGACGAUGGGAGGAGGUCCGACGAGAAACGUGAUGAGAGGCCACUACGUGAUGAUGAUUAUGAUCGGGAGAGACGCCGCCGUUAUGAUGAUGAUGCCAGGCGGAGCACCAUUGAUAUUAAUGAUAAGAGGGAUGAGAGAUAUAAUAGACGCGACUACGACCGUCCACCCACGUCGGAUGCCACUAGAUCGGAUGAGCGGUAUCGUGAGCGUGAGCGUGAGCGUGACCGCCAUUACGAUACGCCGACUGGUCGCGACCGGGAUGAUGAUCGCUAUUCUCGACGUGAGCCCGAGAGUAAAGGUGGUGUUUCCGAGGUCAUCACUCCCGCUGUUAUCGGUGCCGUGGCUGGUGCCGUGCUCGCAGCCGGUGCUCGUAGGGAUAGCAAGACUUCGCCUGUUCACCGAACCUCGCCCAGCCUGGAGCGUGACGAUGGAUACAAGGAGCGUAUGCGGCUCGAGCAGGAAGUCAAGCGGCAUCGCGAGGACAGUGAACGUCACGCCCGUGAGGAACAGCGCUUGCGCGAUGAAUACGAGGUCCGCAUGAAGGAGAUCCGCGAGAAGGCCGAGGAGGAGGAGCGCCGGGCUAGGGAGGAGAAGAAGAAGCAAGACUGGAUCGAGCAGCAGGAGAGGAUCGUCCGGGAGCAACGCAAGAUUAUCUACCAGCAGGAGCGUGUGGCUAAUGACGAGCGUGAAAAGGCUGAGCGCGACCGGAGAUCCAGAGAUGCCAACCAGAAGAGGGAGCGGGAGGAGAAGCGGGCUUUGGAAGCAAGUGGCGGACGUGAGCCAAGUCGUGAUAAGGAGCGAUCGCGAGAUCGGAGAAAGGACGUGAUUGUUGUCGUUGAGGGACGUCCUGAUGUUGCUGACUCGGUUCCUGCCCCUGCUCCUGCCCCUGCUCCUGCCCCUGCUCGCUCUGAGGUCAGCAAAGGGAAGGAGCGCGAGAUUGCUCCUCCACCUUCGGCACCUGCCCUCGAUGAGAAAAAGCCACCUGGGGCCGACUCUCUGGCUCCUGCUGUCAAGAAGAAGUCCAAGGAGGAAAGGAGGCAAGCAAGGGAAGAGCUCCGCAAGUUGCUUGCUGAAACUCAGAAACAGAUCGAGGCUGAGAAGGAGCGAGCCAGGCGGUUGGCUGAGCUAGAGGCUAUUCAGGGUGCCCCUUCUGCCAUUACCGUCGAGCCACCUGCCGAAUUAUCUCGUGGGGAGCCGUCAGGCAGCAGCAGUAGCAGCCGUGCUCCUGCCGUUGUUGACCCUUUCCAGUUCCAAGUCCCGACCGACGCCUUCCCAACUCCUUCCCAUACCCCUCCCACUGAUCGACCGUUGACUCCUGCCAUUCUCACUGUCGAGCCAGACUGGGAUCGCUUGGAGCCCGAGCCAGAAGGGGAGGUGCGGGAGCGUCUCAGCCGCCGUGAGUCGUAUGAACUUGAGAUUGCCCGAGCUCAGAAGAUCGUUGAGGAAACCAACAAGUCGACUAUCCCCGCCGAUCCUGCCACCAUCGCUGCUGCCAUUGCCGUCGUCGAGUCUUCCGAGAAUGAUAGAGAGCGCUCCCGCUCUCGCGCGCCCUCCAGAGGCCGUGACCGUGAGCCUGUCCGGGAUCCUGUCCAGGAGGAAGCCAAUCGAGUCUAUCGCGAACGCAAGAUCGCUGAGAGAAUCGCAGGAGAGGAGUCCCGUUCUCGCAGCGUUUCGCCUUCGCCUUCCAUCAUGGACAAGUACGAGGAUAACGGCGAAGAUCCCGUGGUCCGUAUCGUCACUCCCCCUGAGAUGAAGCGUGCUCCAAAGAAGUCGGUGUUUGACGGCCCUAACGCUGAUGUGAGGAUUGACAAUGUGAUUAUGCCUCAUGACUUGGUCAAGUACCAGGCUCCUCCCGCGAUUCCAGGUGUCAACCCGGCCAUGAUGAUGCCCAUCUUCAAGUCUAGGGAUCCGUCGUGUGAGAGGGAGAGACCGAUGCUCAUUUUGGUGUUGCCUACUCCUGCAGUAUCGCCUAACCCGGAAAAGAUGAUGCGGUCUGUGAGCUCAUCUUCCCAGGCGGCGACUGUGGUUGAUGCCGAACCGCCCAAGGACAAGGGCGAGCCUGCCACCCCUCCUCGGAGCCCCAAGAAGGAAACAAAAAUCAUCAUGACUCGUCGCGGUGAGGCUGUGGAGGUACCCGAUGAUUAUGACACUGGUCGCGUGAGAGAGUCCCCCGAGAGCAGAGAUGCGUCUCAGGAGAGGAAACCACUGAAGUUCAAGUUCGCGUCUCCGGGCAAGAAGACCAAUGCUUGGUCCUCUACGCUGGCGGCUGCUAUUGCUGGUGCCACUGCUCUUGCUGCGAAGAGGAAAGAGGAAGCCAAGGCCGCGGAGGCUGCCGCGGAGGCUUCUGGUUCCAGGGCGAUCGAGGGCGAGAGUGCUUCGGCAGCUGUUGUUGAAGAGAAGCCAAAGCCGGCCAUUGUUACUGCUGAGCCGCCUUCAGAGCCGAGAGAGGUUGUGCCUGAGCGAGAACAAAGAGAUACCUCGCCUGGUCCCGCCAUCUCUGAGCCCCCGUCUACCCCACCACAACAGAGGAGGUAUGUUCCCAUUGAUCUGGAAGAUGAGACGCCCCCACGGGUCGGCCCGAAGCCGACAUCAUCCAGCCCCAGCUUGAGCCGGAUGCCGGGCUCUUUCGAGGAAGAUCUUGACUUCAACGCCACCGUGGCUGCUGGACUGCAGGCUUCGGGCUUUGAUCCCAACAUUGUGAUCAAGAACGAAGAUUUCCGCCGACGGGACUCCCCUCGCGGCUCAACCCAGCCAUUCUAUGUACCUCCUUCUGCCGAGACUGUUACUGAUCCAGGUGACUCUAGCCGCCCAUCACCUUCUGUUGUCACCGCCGCGCCCACAGAGCUUCCUAUUGUACCGGCACAAGCUGAGCAAGACUUUGAUUCUUCCCCCAGGAGGAAGUCCAACUCUUCAGAGGUGUCACGCAGCAGCUCAGGCAGCAAGAAGAGCAACAGGAGAAGCCAUAUGAGCACCAGGAAAGAUUAUGUCGAUAUACCAGAGCACGAAGAGCCACCAGAUAGGCCAAACGAAGAGGACCUCUCUGGAAAGGCUCCCUCCAACCUAUCCAGAGAAGUUUCUUCAUUCCAGGUGGUCGACCAGCCAAAAGAGGAGUCCUUUCGGGUAGUCGAGCGAGAGUUGAGUUCGACUCCGUCUGAUCCUGUUGGCCAGACGAACGACCAAGCCGACGAUGCCAAGCACAUCACUGGCAACUCUCAGCAAACCGCAGAGAACAAGGACAAGCAGUCUUUUUUAGCUAGAGCCGGCACCAGUGGCGACGGUGCCGGCCUGAUGGAAGUCCAGGCCUUUGCAAGCCCGUACUCCCAUCUCAACGCCGUCCUGCCCUCUUCCAUAAUUGAAGAGGUAUUCAAAGGAUUAGGGGAAGCCAAAGACACCCAAGAGCCCAUCUGGCGCCGUGAGCGAAGCAUCAGCUACAGCUCCCAGAAGGUCGACCCUGAAGUCCAGGUGCAUCGUGAGAUUAAGCCAGCGAUCGAUCCCCAGUUUGGAGACCUGCUUCCUCUGCCUCCUAGUGAGCCAAAUUCCCCUGACGAUCCCAGCUUUUACGAAUUGGACGACUUCUUCCCUUCCUUGCCGGAGAGUCGCCCUAAUACUCCGCCUCAAGAGCAACGGACCCGAAGCGCGACUGUCUCAUCUCGCCGUCAGGGUCAGGGUCAUGUCAGAACUCCCAGUCGAACAGCAGUUCCGUUACCGUUGGUGAUGGGCCGGCGAUCUGUGCCAUCUUCACCUCGGGUUGGAAGAUCAAGCCCUGUUCAAGGUGUGGAACAGCCGUACUCGCCCCCUAAGAGUAGACAGGCUAGACCAACAAGCUGGGAUAUGGGGAAGGAGUACAAGCCGUUGUGGUUGAUUGAGAAGAAAGGCGGAGAGGAGAAGAGGGCGCCGAAUGUGGUGGACUACCCCGCGCUGCCGGAGAGUGAGAGUGAGCCGCCUUCGAGUGCACCCGAAUCUCCUGGCUUUGAUACUGUAGAUCGAGAUGAGGAUGUCGAUGUCGGCUACCUUCAGCGCGGCGGUCUUGGUCUUGCAGGUGCUUCCAUUGGAGCGUUGGGAGCGCUCGGUGCUGGUAGGAUGCUACAGGACCAGCUCAAGAUUGACGUGCCACUUGCGAGAUCAUUCGAGCAGCAAUCAUCUGGAUUCGGAUCUGGAGAGACCACGCCCCGUGCUUUCGCGGCUGACGAGUUUGCCCAAUCUCCUGAGGCUAGGAGGAAUGACAUUGAAAGCUUGGAACAGAUGUCACCUGUUAGAUCUGUGCAUCUCGAGAGCCAGUCCACCACAGAUAAAGAGGAUGACGUUCAAGAUCUCGAGCAGCUCUCGCCAGUCGUUGUGCCCUUCAAAGCGCCUGCUAGACAGCUAGCCUUUGGUGAUGAAUUGGAGCUCUUGCCUGCGCUACCCGAGAGUUUGCCAAAUUCACCUCUCGAAAAGGGCCCGUCACCAUCAUCUGCACCUUUGGUCUUUGGAGAACCUUUGGAGGAGUUGCCUUCUUUGCCAGACUCUCCCAUCCAACAAUUGGCCAAGAAGGAAGCCUCUGCUUUGACCCUCUCAGAAAGCCGUGCUCUCUCGCCGCUUCAGGAUGCCUCUACUCUGGAUGUGCCGGUUGAGACUUUGGAAUUGCCGUCUCUGGAGAGCUCCUACGGGACUUCAAUUCACGACAAGAACUCACCUCACACUCGAGAAGAUGGAACCGAACUCUUGCUUGCCUCUAGCGGACCUGCGAGCCCGGUACCCAGCACUAUGCCACAAACCACAGAGUCGCCAGAGGUUGUUGAGUUGCCCGCUCUCCCUGACAGUGCUCCUGCAUCUCCUGUUCAUAACGUUUUGCCUGGCCACUUUGAGGAGAUGGAGGAGUUGCCACCACUGCCAGAGAGCCGGGCAGAUUCUCCAGUGCAUAUGGAAUUGGCUUCUCCUCCUGUUGCAGUCUUGCCACAUGCUGGAGAGUUUGAAGAUGCAUCUGCGCUGCCAGCUCUUCCGCAGGAGCAGCCUGGUACUCCUGAUCAUGAGAGGUUUCCGGCUCUUCCCCGAAGCCGCGCCCCCAGUCCUGUUCCGUCAGCCAAUUUGCCAGCUCUUCCUGCUAGCACUCCUGGCUCUCCAGUCAUCGACACGCUGCCGGGUCUCCCCGCAAGCAGAUCACCAAGCCCCGUUUCUUCAGGCUUGUCAGUUUCCGAUUUACCGCUUCCUGCGGACAAUCGUGUUGGUUCACGCAGUUUCUCGGAUUUGUCAGUCGUCCCAGAGCGUAUGCUUGUUCCUGAUGUUUUUGCGGACUUGCCUGCUCUCCCUGAUAGCGAACCUGCUACUCCUGUUCAUACAGACCUCCCCGUUCUGUCUGAAACCAAACCUCUCAGCCCGAUUGUUACAGCCCAGCCAACUACCUCGGAAAGCCAGCCUGCCGUUUCGGCCUCGCCAACUCUGCCUGAAAGUCGGUCUGCUACCCCUGUUGUCUCUGAUGUUCUAGCUUCUGUAGAAGACGGACUCGGCAGCCCGGUCUUUGAGGAUGUCUCAGUCUUCCCAGAUAACAAGCCUCUUAGCUCUGUUCUUUCAGCCUUGCCGCCUCUCCCAGACAGCACACCGGAGAGUCCCGUGGUACCGGCUGAAGCUAUUUCUGUUGAGGAAGAAGCUGUCAUUGACGAUGAAGUCGAUCAUCUUGACUGCAAAUCUGCAGUCGUUGAAAGCGAACCUAGCAGCCCUGUCAGCUUGACCCAGCAGGUGGUUGCAUCGAGCAGGUCUCUUGGUCCUGUGUUCCCAGGCUUGUCUGCCCUUCCCAAGAGCCGACCUGCCAGUCCUGUUCUCUCGCCACUGCCAGCUCGUCCUGACAUCAAACCUGUUGCUCCAGUCCUUUCGGCUACGCCCAAUUUUGCGGAAAGCAGACCGGCAAGCCUUGCUCCAUCGUUUACGCCGCGUCCACGCUCUGGUAGUCAUUUCUUCACUACUCUCUUCUCCCUGCCUGUUCUAUCAGGCGUGCAAUCUCUUUCAAAAAGCCGUCCUUCGUCUCCUCUUCAGAAACCAAGCUUGGCUAAUGAGACUCUUGAAGAAAUCCCCGCACUGCCACUUUCUGAAAGUGGGCCAGUCUCUCCCAUCGAAGACUUGUCAAAGUCGCUGGCGGAGGCGCUCGAAAAGGUUUCAGAGUCGCGCUUUGAGGCAGAGAGCCGACCCGAGUCCCCUGUGGAGUUGGCAAAGUCUCCUGUCCAGACCUUUGAAGACGUUUCUCAACUCCCAGCUCUGCCUGACAGUCAGCCCGAAUCUCCGCUCGUGUUGGCAGAAUCGUCUGCUCGGACCGUCUUAGAUGCCUCACCAACUCUCCCCCCCUCUGAAAGCCGGUCUAUCUCCCCUGAUCCAAAGCCUGUAGAUUUUUCAGAUCUGCCAGCCUUACCUGAAAGUCUGCCUAUGUCUCCUGUUCUGGAACAUCUGCCAGUGCUCGGCAAUUCUCAGCCAGCCACGGAGGACCUUGUUGAUUCAAAUCCCGCCGUAGUGUCGAAGGAGACUCCAACUCUUCCCGAAAGCCGCCCUCCCUCGCCUCUCCACGACGUUGAGCUUCCCACUCUUUCAGAGAGUCGUCCUGAUUCGCCAAUCUUUGAUACAUUGCAGCAGCAAUCUUCUCCUGUUUUCACGCCUGCUGUCCCACGGGGACUAGAGUCUCUGCCAGCCCUGCCCGAGAGCGAGUUGAAUUCUCCAAUUUUUGAGCCUGUCCUCUCCCGGGGGCACGAGUCUUUGCCCGCUCUUCCUGAGAGUACGCCAAUUUCCCCUGUUGUUGAGCCGACCUUGGCUCAAGCGCCAGAAGUACUGCCAGCACUAUCCGAGAAUGCUCUUCCAGCCCCUUCAGACAGUCUACCGGCCUCUCCUCUGCUUGAGGUUCUCCCUAUUUCGGAACUCGACUCUCUACCAGCCUUACCGGAAAGCAAGCCGGGAUCCCCUAUUAUCGAGUCUGUUACUAGUCAUGAGCUAGCGUCUCUCACUGUUGAUUCUGGGGACACGUCAACUUCUCCUGCUCCUGAGCCCGUUCGUGCCACAGAACCAGAGAGCUUCUCCACGCUUUCUGAGACGGCAUCACCUUCCCCUAUUCAGCAUACCAUGGUUCGCCAGCUUCCUGAUGAGAUCCUCAACAAUCUACCAGCUCUUCCCGAGAGCCCGCUUGCUUCUCCGGUUGAACGGCCUGUAGAGCUCCAGAGCCUCGAGGCUUUGCCAUUCCCUGAAAGCCAGCCAGCCUCUGCCAUCCAAGUUUCUGCCUCCAGCAAACAUCACGAGUAUAACUUGGAUCAGUUGCCUGCUCUUCCCGAGUCUCGUCAGGAUUCACCUCUACUCGAGCCCGUUCUGUCUGAGCACCAGGAGAUUCUGCCUGCAGUUCCCUUGGGCGUGUCUUCAUCACCCGUUCAAGUCCCUGUGCCACGCCAGUUCCCUCAAGACGACACAGAUGAGCUACCGGCUCUUCCUGAUUCUCAACCUGUCUCACCUGCCCAUGCUCCCAUCUCACGUCAGUUCCCUGAUGAGUUUGCGGACAGUUUACCUGCUCUAUCUAAGACCCAGCCAACGUCAUCUGCUCAGGAUAGCCUCUCAAGCCAGAUUCAAGAGGCGCCUUUGGACACGCUGCCUGCUCUGCCGGAAAGCCAGCCAAUGUCUCCUGUUCAAGAUGUCUUCCCUGCUUUGCCUGGCAGCCGGUCUCCUUCGCCUUCUCAGCUGGCCCUGCCUAAGUUGGUCGAUGCGCGCGAUGAGCCUUUGGUCGACACGCCUGCCCUUCCCGUCAGACACUCAUUUUUUCCGAUCGAGGUUUCUGAACCUCGCCAACUUCCCAGCUUGGAUUUUGACAGCUUGCCCGCUCUGCCUGAAAGCCAGCCAACCACCCCUGUGGAGGAUUCUGGUUCAACUCAGCUUCAUGGCCAAGAUUUUAGCGACCUUCCAACUUUUCCCGAUAGUCUGCCUGUAUCGCCUGCUCAGACCUCUGCUCCUCAGCUACCAGCCCAAGAUCUGGACAACUUGCCGUCUCUUCCUGAAAGCCGACCAGGCAGUCCUACUGUCCGGUCCAUGCCCGCACCCGGUGAUGCUCGACCAUUGUCUCCUGUUCAAGCCCCUAUUGAACAGGUGUUCAAUGAAGGCGUUGAGACUCUGCCAGCCCUUCUGGAUAGUCGGCCCGUGUCCCCCCUCGAAACUACGGCUGAGGCCGCUGUGGAGAUCCCUGUGGAAGCUCCUGUCGAGGCUGCUGCUGAUGCGUUCUUUGAUGCUCUUGAGGCUCCUGAUGAAGUUGCUGAGCAUGAUCCUCCGGAGGAAGAUUUUAAGAACUUGCCAGCUCUUCCCGAAAGUCCGCCAACUUCCCCUGUUCCAGACCUUGCUUCGCCUCAACUGCCUCGCCAAGAAUCAGAUGACUUGUCAGCUCUUCCCGAAAGCCGAUCUGUGUCUCACAAUCAAGACCUUGAGGAUAUGCCAGUUCUCUCAGAAAGCCAGCCCAUGUCACCGACACAAGCUCCAGCUACACCUGAGUUGCCCAAAGAAGACUUGGAUCAGUUACCAGCUCUUCCUGACAGCCCCUUCUUGUCGUCCGCUGAGGCUGCACAAGUACAACUCGAUGCAGUCGAGGUAAACCUGGCCGAUCUGCCAGCUCUUCCUCAAAGUCGCGCUUCUUCACCUGUACACAAGCCUGUUCUGCCGCUUAUCGUCACGGACUUGGAGAAAGCAGAAACUGUACCGUCGCCCAGAUCAACUGGCAGGGAAAUCGCGGGGGUGCAAGAGCAAGACUUCGCGACACUUUCUCAAGUCACAGAUGGCAACGAUGCACAGAUUUAUGAGCCUCCGUCAUCUUAUUCCGAUGUCAAGACGCCACCGAGCCCCAUUACAAGGCGCGCACUUGAGAAGGAGAAGGAACUGGAUGAUUUCGACAAAGGCAAGUCGGUUUUUGUGGAUACUGCCGCUGCUGCCGGCCCUGCCAGCACUCUUGUUGUUGCCAACAUGCGCCAGAACGGUUCUCAGCCAGACAUCCAACGUCUGGGCUCUGAAAUGCAGAUUCCUCCCAGCCAAGAGAAGAGCGAGAGUGUCUAUUCGUUCAAUGAGGAUGGAACAUCUACCGUUGCUGCGUCUGAAGCACCUACUUACCUUUCUGGGUCAACUUUCUACGAAUCUCAGCUGUCUGAGCCGACCAAGAAGAAAGACUCUCCUCGCCAAACUUUCAGUUCGCUUCUUGGGCUCUGGAGCAAGCGUGAAAAAACCCAGCCAGAACCGCCUGCUGUUUCCAAGGUCGUGGCUAAGGUGGUUCCUGCUACAACGCCUGAGGAGGAAAUGUCUGAGGAUGGUUUGGUUCCCAGUCCGACAAAGAAAGACAAGAAGAAGAAGAAACAGAGGAAGGGUGAAAAGGAGGGGAGUGAGAGUGGGAGUGGAUCUCAGCAAGAGCAACAGAGAGGCGAAUCGUCCGGCGGUCUCAACAUUCUUUCGAGCAACCAGUCGACCAACGACCAGCCCGCAUCGUCCAUAGUCAAUAAACCUGUUGUUUCUCGCUACCUGCCGGACGACGAACCGUCGCCUUCUCCUGACCAACAACAUGAUGAACCGAGCCAUGACGCUGAUGUUGCUCCUGAAACCGAGGAAUUCCCGGUUCCUGACGAAAUACUCCCUGCUGAAGAAGUCCCUGCUACCGAGGAACCACCCACUCCCGGCAAAAAGUCCAAGAAGAAAAAGAAGAAGGCUAAGAAGGCUGCAGCCGAAGCUGCAGAUGUGGCUGAAGAGGAGGCUGCUCCCGAGGCUCCACCGCCAGAACAGGACAUUGCGGCUGAGAACGUGGCUUCAGCAGAAACGCAAGCUCCGAGCAGCGGUGAGCUUGAUGAUUCUGCAAAGGAUCAGGGCCCUGGUCCUCAGCCUCCGGUCAGAGAUGAUGUGGAUGAUGUUGAACCUGCCGAGAAAGAGGAGCAUAUUGCAGCUGCACCGUCAAGGUCAGGUUCAAUCUCAAGCCCUACCACGCCAACUUUGACCAGAGAUAUCACGAAGAAGGGCAUUCUGUCUAUGCUGCCGGCUGUUUCCCCCUUUCGUCCCGGAUUUUGGGGCAUCAAGAAGCAGGAACCGGCCACGCAGACAAUUCUUGAAGAAGGCCCUGAACUCCAAAGUCAGCAAACAGAACAGGGGCUGGGUUUAGGCGAGUCUAGCGACCGUUCCAUUGAAGUGGGGCCUGCAGAAGACGUGCAUAAGCCUGAAGCCAAGGAGGAAUUAGGGUUGAAUAUAGCUAGCCUUGCGCUAGACACCGCUGUUUCUCUUGUUGAGAGCCCUAUCCUGGUCCAAGACGAGGCAAAAAUUGAGCAUGAGGCAACAAAAGAGUUGUCAAAUGAGAGAGAAGAACUGGUCAAGGCUGAGGUUGUCGAUGUUGAUGUUGAUGAUAAGGAAGAGAGCAAGGACACCGUGCGGAAUGACGAAAAGGAAAGCACGUCGCGUGUUGUUGAUGAACCAGUCGUUGCCCACGAGCCAGUCCAGGAUGUCUUAGUACCGGAGAUCACAGCAGCAGCGUCUGAAGAUGUUGUUCAGGAGGAGGCUGUUGAUGAGCCUUUGCCCAUUACGGCUUCUGAGAAUGUGGAGGUGGUUGAGCCUGCGGCAAAGAAGAACAAAAAGAAGAAGAAAAAGAAGAAGGCCGCCGCUACAGCUACUGAGAACCUGGAGACAUCUAACGCCACUAAUGCUACUGAACAGUCAGUCUCGGAACUGGUCCCAGAGCCAUCUGCCUCUUCAGGCCAAGUAGAGGAGGCCCUCACCGAGACUGCUCCUGCUGAGGAAGUUGCCCUCGCCGAAGAUAUCGCCGUUCUUUCCGAAGUGACCCCUACUGCUGAGGCAGUACCUCCCAAGGAGACUGCCGCUGCCUCUGAAGCUGCCUCGGCCCAAGUCAAAGAGAUUCCCGCGUCUACAACAACCAGCAGUAAGAAGUCCAAAAAGAAAAAGAAGAAAAAGAACGCUUCCCAAUCGACUGAAAAUCUAACUACAGUCCCCAUUGUCGAAGAGCCACCCGUCCCGGAUACCACUGUUCAGCACCCGUCCACGGACCCGGAGCCCGAGACCAAGCAAAUCCCUGAGGAUGCUGCCGCCAUUUCGAUUUCUGCGGACGACGAGCUGCAAAAGGACGCAGACGAUUCUCUCAUAGACAAACAGGAGCCCAAGAGCAUGGAGCAGCCCCUCGAGGAGCACAAUAUUCCCGGACAGGUCAGUCGAGACUCAAGCGAGCAACCCAACAUUAGCCAUGGCAGCGACAGUACAACACCAAGAGGUGAGGACGACAAUAAACCACACCAGACCGAGGCCCAUCCCGUUUCUGAGGUUUUUUCAUCAUCGUUUUCACCAGCACAGUUGCCAGAAAAGAGCGUCCAGAACAACCAGGAGACGGUGGAAUCUGCACUCAAUGAGAUCUCCAGCGAUCGACAAGAUGGUGUUCCUGUUACUAUUCCCCAUGAUUUACUACUACCUGACAAUAAUGAUGCUGCUGUACAAGACGUCUCCAAGGAAGAACCAGGCUUUGACACGAUUUCUUUGCAACAGGAACAGGACCUCCCCACCGCGCCACCGUUGACGACCGAAGCCACUCCGGAGCUGGAGCCGGUCAUUAAGGAGGAGACUGACACUGGUGAUGGCCUCGCCGAGACAAAGUCAACACAUGACGUCAAGUCCGGCAUCGUCGAACGAGGUUUCACCGCCCCGCUCGUGGCUGCAGACAGUACCAUUGAGGCCUUGACAGGUGGUGCAUCUGGAAGGACUGCCGUUACCCAGUCAGAACCAAUCGCUAUUGAGGAGGCUGCAGCACUUGUACCGCUGCCGGAAGAGGUUGAAUCUGAUUUUCCCACUGAUACUACAAGGGCAGAAGAGGAGAAGACACCGCCAAUUGAUGAAAACAAGGCCGCCUCAUCCGUCGCCCAAGGCGAGGUUCAACAAUGGCCUGAAGAAGGUCGGGCUGAAACACCUGCAGUACCUGCAGCAACUCCCCUGCAAGAACAACAACAAUUGGGUGACAUCGCAGUACCUCCCCCACAACAACCGCAUUUGCAGCAACAAGAGAACUCGUUUCAGGCACUACAGCCAAUCCCAACAGCGGCUUCCCCCAUUGACGCUACACAACUGCAUGAAUUGAGGCUCGCCUCUUCCCCAAUCGGUGCCAGGCCUCGCUCGGUCAGCUUCGCCCUGGAAGCGAUCAGCCCUGGCGCCUAUACCCCCACGAGCAGCGGUGCCAUGUCUCCUGUAACGGAGCACGAGUCGGAGGAUGCAUCUGGUCCUUCGUCACGUUACACUCUCCGGAGCAAGAAGAGAGAGAAGCGGAAGAAGUCUACUGCCCUGAAAGCUGUUGCUAGCCCUACGGAUGAGGAACAUGGAUGGCUCAAAACAAACAAGCCAGCCUCGUUGGGGUUGGUUGACUCUCCUAAGCAACAGGCGUCUCCUUCCCAGGAGAGCUUUGAUCAUCAGCUUGGCACGGUAGCGGAGGAGACUACUUCUGCUAUUGAAAAUGAUGCUGAUAGCAUUAGUGAUGCAAGGUCGGUGCUGUCGUUGGCUUUGGGGAAGAGGGCGGAGACGCCAUCGGAGUUUGGGGGAAGUAUGGCUGAUUCGGAGGGGACUGUUGGUGAGAAAAAUGAGGAAGCUGGGCCUUCAGUGAUGAAUGGACUUUUGCUUGCGACAAGGUUGAAGAGGGUGGCGGGACGGUUCAGGGAGAGGAGGGAGAAGGCGGCAGCGAAGAAGAAGAGCGGGAUUGCUUGGCCUAGCAGUGAGCAGGAGGAGAAGCAGAAUGUGGAAGAGGAGGUUGGGAAGGAAGAUGAAGUGAUGGUUGAGGUAGCUGCACCUGACAGUCGAUCUUGGGAAGUAAAGGAAAAUGUUAAAGAACAAGCAGUUGCGACUGAUGCCCCUUACCAGCAGGCAGAGCAGACUACUCAGGAAAAGGGAGUUGCUUUUGGAACCCCUCUAUUUCAGCUCACGGAGCAGCUUGCGCAAAAACAAGCUUCGGAACAACAGGAGGCAGUGGAGCAGGAAACGACCACUGCUGUUGUUCCUAGGGACCUCUCGCCCAUUCCUGAGGAGAGCGCUUCUGAGCCUGAGACUGUCGCUGCUGAGGAGUCUGCUGUUCAAGACUCGACUCCUGUGGAAGAUACCACCCAUACUGCCGAGUUUACAACUGCGGAGGAGGUUUCUGCUCUCCCGGAGCAAGUUUCAAACGGGGAGUCCGCUGUCGAGCCUACAAAGACAAGGGAGCUCGAGGUUGCUCCCGAGCAAAUACUUCCCAUCGCAGAGCCUGUCAGCGCUUCAGACGAGGCUGCGGUUGAGCAGUCCCCUCUUGUUUUGGGGGCUAUUCAAGAGGGGCAAAUCGAGGAAGAGGAGUCUGUGGUUGCUCUUGAGCCAACUGCUGAGCCUGUUGCCGAAGAGGCCCAGGUUGAGGUUGUUGAAGAGAUUGCUCCGGUCGACAAAGCUCCUGCCGAAGAACCCGCUGUGGCCGAGGCUGAACACCGCUCAACGGAAGAUCCCGCCACUGCUAUUACUGAGCCUUUGCUCGAGACCGCUGUUGCUGCUCCAGAGAGUCUUGUUGAACCUGAAGUCCCUGUUCGGGUUGAACUGCCAGUUGCCGAUAUUGGAGAGCCAGCUCCCACUUUUGAAAAGCCAUCGACUGUUCCAGAGGAGAUCAUCGCUCCUUCGGUUGAAGGGGUCACUCCAGCUGUCGAAGUCAACAUUCCUGCGCUUGAACAGAGCAUCAUCAAGCUUGAUGACAGCACUCCUAAAACUCAGGGCCAAGAAUCAGUCGUUGGCCGCAAUAUCUCUUUGAAUGCAGAGCCACAGCUUGAGCCCGAGGUCGUUCCACUUACGCAAGAGGCGGAGUUGUCAAUAAGUGAGCCUGAGCUCACUCCUGCCAUCCAGAUCGCUCCCGAAGCCCAGCUAGAACCCGCCAGCGCCGAGGUUGUGGAAGAUGUCCCAGAGCAAUCUCCCGCCGCUAUCAAACUCGAAGCUGAAGUCGGCUCUGCCGUUACCGAACAUGAGCAACUCCAACACCGUACAGAUGAGCUGACGGAGGCGAUGUCAAUUCCGUUGCCAGUAGAGGUCGAGGACAAUUCAGAUCUUGUUCCAGUUGCUGAGCCUGAGCAACGACAACCUGAGUUCGAUGAAUUUGCGGAGGCUAUCUCAAUCCCAUUGCCAGAAGACCCCGAGUCAAUCUCUGAACCUACUCUAGUUGCUGAAGUUGAGCAACCGCGACUUCAACAAGAUGAAUCGGCGGAGACUUUGACAACUCCGUUGCCGGAUGAGGCUGAAGAGAUCUUUGAUCUUAUUCCAGUUGCUGAAAUCGAGCAAGCGCAAGUUCGACUGGAUAUAUGGGCGGAGGCUUUGACUGUUCCACUGCCUGAAGACUCCGAGUCAAAGGUUGAGGUUGAGGCUGAUACUCCCCCAGUGAUGGCUUCUGAUGACGUUCGGGCUGUUGCUGUCGUUGAGAAGACUGCCCCGGUCGCGGUUGAAGAGCUAAUCCCCACUGUCGAUGAGUCAGCUCCUGUUGUUGAAGAGCCAAUUUUUAUCAGCGAGUCUGAGCAAGCUGUUGAUGUCACGCCCACUCCUGCUGAAACGUCUGUUGAGGAAAAAUCUCCCCUGCCGGAGAAGUCUGUCUCGGUCGCUGAAGACAUUGCGCCCGCUUCGGAAGAGCCAAUCAAUCUUCUUACUGCCGAUGAAGAGUCUGCUCCAAAGCCAGACUUUGAUAGGGAGCUCGCCUUCGCCGCUGAGAUUGCUCUUCCAGAGGCCACAGCUGACGAGAUCGAACUGCCUGCUACACCACCCGGACAACUCUUAGUCGACCAGGAUCUCGUUUGGGCAACUGAGACCCCUCUGCCAGAAGACACAGCUGAUGAAGUCGAACUGCCUGCUAUCCCCGUAGAAGAGCUCUGGGGGGGUCAAGGUUUCGCUUUGGCAGCGGCAACCCCUCUUUCAGAUGUCACCGAGGAUGAACUGGACCUGGUGCCUACACCAACUAAAGAGUGCUCUGUGAAUCAGGAUCUCGCUUUAACAACUGAAACUCCCUUUCCAGAAGUCACAGAGGAUGAACUCGAACCAGUUUCUGUGCCAGCAGUUGACUCAGUCCCAGUGCACGAAGAGAUUUAUACUUCGCGCGAGGUUCUUGCACCAGAGACUGAGGAGAUCGCUCUUCCUACUGUUGAAGAGCUGAUCACCACUGUUGUCGAAGAGGCUGCUCCUGCUACUAUCGAGGAGUCAGUGACAGUCUUGGCUGAAGAGUCUCGGUCUGAGGUUCAACCUGUGGCCACUGUCGAGACAGUUGAAGGGCCUUUGGAAGUUUCUGAGAUGCCCGUCGUUGAGGAGCCGGUCGUUCAAGGGCUUGUCCUUGAGAAGGUUAUCGUCGAAGAGGUUGUUGAGGAAGGACCUGCAGCUAUUGAGAAGCCUGUUGCUAUGGCUGAAGAGUCUGCGGCUACCGUUGAUGAGCCUGCUGUUGUCGUCAAAGAGAUGCCAGUCCCUGAGGAGGCUGUCGCUACUGUCGAAGAACCCAAAGUUAACAUCCAGGAACCCGCCAUUGCCGAAGAACCCGCCGUUUCCAGAGAAGUUCCGGAUUCUGAACAGGUUUUGAUCCCCGAAGCCACCAAAAUUGACGAAGAGGUUCUCGUUCCCGAGGAAGAAGUCCUGGUGGAAUCGCCAAGUCUCCCUGUCGUCGAGACAGCUCCUGAGGAACCUGCUUCAACUCCAGCCCCUGUGAUCGAAGAGACAUUCGAGUUGCCAGCCAAGAAGAAGAAGGGUAAGAAGAAGAAGAAGAAAGCCGCAGAGAAUGAAGCUGAGAUUCUAGCUGUUGCAUCUUCAGCUAGCAUCGAGGAGUCGACGCUAACAAUACCGGAUCUGACUGCCGAGCCAACAAUUGAGGAGCCGACAAUCGAGGAGCCGACAAUCGAGGAGCCGACAAUCGAGGAAACCAUGAUCGAAGAAUCAACACCCGAAGAACCGACAAUCGAGGGGCCCUCUGUUACAACGCAUGAGUCUGUUGAGCCCGUCAUUGCCACUCCAGCGGUCGAAGAGGCCAUCGUUCUAGCAUCUCAACAGUCUACGGCACGCCGACUACCAUUACUCGAAUAUGUCCCUGAGCCUAUCGAGCCAUCAGUUCCAGCAAUCCAAGAGGUAACGAAGCCAUCCAAAAAGUCCAGGAAGAAGAAAAAGAAGGGUUCCAAAGCCGGUAGUUCCGAGCCUACUUCUACCAUUGCAACGCCUUCCCAGGAAUUCAGCAAUCCUCUUGAGACCACAGUCGAAGAGCCCUUUCUUAUGCCCAAGUCACAGUAUGAACCCACCGAACCAAUGACUGUCAAUGAGCCAAAGUCUUUUUUAUCGGAGGCAACGGCCGUAGCGCUUCCGGAGUCCGACACAGAGGAUGAGCUAAUCCCCGCUCCUGAGCCAGAGAUCACCAAGCCUUCUCCAGUGAUCGACGAGUUCGAUGCUUCUGACGCUGCUCUGUCGGAGCUUCCGAAGGCUCUCGAUGUCGAAGGUGAGCCUGCGACCUUGACAGCCCAGCAACCCAAGGCUUUCGAGGCAGUUGGUAUUCCCGAGGAGACCACGCCCAUUGUUAAAGAACCAGCCUCAGAAGCACUUGUUCCAGAGCCAUCAACAGACAAGCAUUCAGUGGGCGCUGUUGAAAUUGAGCCUGCGCAAGAGGUGAUUCGACAACAAUCCAAAGCUGAACAACUCCCUGUUGCUGCUUCGCAGCCCGAGGUGAUUGACGGGCCAGUUUUGGAGAAGCAAACCAUUGAGGCAAACACUCUUGUUGUCGACCCCGUUCAAGAGCCGAGUCGAGAUCGCUCUUUGGAAAUUUCAAACAACACUCCUUCUUCACCCACACUCAACCUGGAAGUUGAGAUGCAGACGGAAACUUUGCCUGGCGUUGAACCACCUACCGUCGCCGCUUCUCCGGCCGAGUCUAUCGAGCUGGUUUCGCUUGUCCCUGAGGAGCUUGUUCAAGAGCCCGGUCAAGACCAUAUUUUGGACAUUUCCCAGACUUCUGAAAUCGAGAAUGCCCCCCUUGCUGUUCCUCAACCUGAUACUACUGAGGAGCAAGCCAGUCCUGUCGUCGAAGAGAUCGUCAAUUUGCCAACUCAGCUUGGGGUUGCGAUAUCUUCUCGCAGCAUUCCACAGACCGAGCAAGAGGUCGAGGUUCCUGCCGUGGCUGAACCUACUCUUAUCGAGGAUCCUCUUGAGACAUCUGACAAGGCCGAGAUCGCCCCUUCCAUCGACUCUCCCGUCUCGAUUGAGGAGCAGUCUAUUCCGCCUGAGACAACUGAGUGCAGCGUUGCUCUUUCAGAAGAACCGAUCACCGAAUUCAGGCAAAUUUCAGCCGAGCAGCAAGAUGAAGUCUUCGUGCUCCCUGUCGUCGAGUCCAAGAAGCAAAAGAGAAAGAAGAAUAAGAAGAAGGGCAAGAAAAUCGAGGUUGAGAAUCAGCCUGAGUCUUCUUCUGAGGUCACGCCUGCUCCUGGGCCCUCUUCUGGGACUACACUGGAGCCUGCUCUAGAGCCUACUUCUGAUCUUGUCAUUGCUCCAGCUGCGGAGUCCACCCCUGAGAUUUCUGUCCAGCUUGUCAAGGACCCUUUCGACGACCCUGUCCAAGAGCCUACCACAGCCCUCGAGGUCGCUCCUGUCCACUCGACUAGAGAAGCUGAAGUCGCUGAAAGGCCAAUCGAUCGCCAGCUUCCUGUUGAAGAGCCACUUAUUCAGCAACCCGAGUCUAAAGUUAGAGACUUUGCUGACGAAGAAUUCUUCCCCUUGCCAACAAAAAAGUCAAAGAAGAACAAGAAGGGAAAGAAUGUCCCCGCGGUGAUCGACGAUCAUGACGGCGGCUCUGGUGUCACUACGCCGCUGAUCAUCGAGGAGCAGAAGCAUGCACUUUUUGCUGCUCCUGAAGCUCACACUCCUCUAGUUGAAAAGGCGUCAAAUGGUUCUCCAGAUGAGGCAAUUCUUGUGGAGGAACGCGGCUCUGCGGUUGGUGAUGCUUCGAUUGAGGAAUCUCCGGUUCCUGAAGAGACGCCAGUCACCGAGACACCUACCGUGGAAGUUUCGGUUGUUGAGACUUCUGACGAGGAGACACCCUCUGUCGAAGACGCUCCAAUCGUUGAAGUUGAAAUUCUAGACGCCGAGACGGCUCCUGUGGUGGAGGUGGACGUUGUCGAGGAGACUCCCACUGUGGAGCAGGAGCCUGUGUAUACAGAGGUUCAAGAGCCUAUUGUUAUCAACAUGGAGGAAGAGCCCAUCACCAUCGCUUUGCCCAAGCCUAUCAGCAGACAACAGACACCCGACAUGCUCACUCGCGAGGCUGAGGUGACGCCUCUUCCUCCCAGCAGACCACAGACUCCCGUUCUUGAGAAGGUGGCUGUUCCUUUGCCCUCAACUCCCGCCAGCCAACAACAGGCUGGCAAUCAUACCGUUGUAACUCCUGCGCCUGUCACUAGAGACUUGGGCUUGCUUCCUGAGAUCUCUUUACUUCCGCCAAUUAGCCUUGAGAGAACACCCCCGUGGAGUGUCAAAGAGCAAGUCGACCUCACUCCCGCUCAAGAAAGCAGCCACAUUUCGCAUGAUCCACCGUUCGAGUACGAAGGACGGCGCAAAAAGAUCAAGACUGUGGAGGCAGAGCAAGUUGAACUUGAUGAGCCUGCUGUGCCCGCCGGUGCUGAGGUUGAUGAGAGCUCUAACAAGGGGAAGAACAAGGAGGAGGCUGUUGUUGCGGCGAGCGCACUUGCAGGUGGCGUUUCGUUGUUCGACAAGUUAAAGGAGAAGGAGAAAGAGGAGUGGAGAGUGAUGGGGGAUGCAAAUAUCAGUGUGUUGACUUCAGGUUGGGACGAUAUGGGGUCUGUGCUGGGUGGUGCACCGGUUUAUGAGGAGUAUGACGAGAAGGGAAAGAAAGCGGUUGGGAGCUUGUACGAUGAGGAAGAUGAAGAUAAAGUUGAAAAGAAGGCAAGGAGAUCAUGGAAGAUUGAGGCUGGACUGGGGAGGAUGGAUUCAGAGACGAUUCCCAGGUCAGUCAGGGAGUUGUCCAAGGCGAAGACAGAGGAUACAUCAGAGAGGGGGAGGAAGAUGGAGCGUGGGAAGAGCUCGCCGUCGCCAGAGCCUGUGCAGCGGUCGUUCUCUUUCCCGGAUGAUAUUGCUGAUGAGGAGGCAUUCGAGACACGCGAUACCACGGGUGAUGAGAAGAAGGAGCAUGUCCGGGAGAUGGUUCCUGUGGCAGACCAGCCUGUCCGGCUUCCACGCAUGUCUAGCUUUGGGGACUUUAUGCGAUCUCAUGCUAGUCUGCCGCCGGUUCAAGAGGAGCUCUCGGAGGAGGAUGAGCCCAAGAAGCAAAAGACGCCUGUCCGGCUCAACACACCGGCACAUCAUGCUUUACGAGACAGCGGUCUUGGAGGAGAGUCUCCCCGUGUUUCUCGAGGUCUCCAGCCUGGUGAGACGGAGCAUCUCCGUGACAGCGGUGUUCACCUCACACCACGCAACAGCACCGAGGUGGAACGUCAACAAAAGAGACGUUCACCACUGGGCGGAAGUGUUCGCCUGUUGGAGCCUUCACCGCCCCCUCACACGCCUGAGCCAGAAAAAUCAGCGGUUGCAUCGGCUGUUCCCAGCAGCAGUAGCGCCAAGCGGAUUGGGCCCAACACCAGCAUUCAACGCCUCCGCACGCCUGAGCCGUUGCGGCCUGACAGCCCAGGCAGUGCCGGGAGCAUCCGGUCGCACAACACUGCAACCCCCCCGCUCCGACGAAUGGACAAGCGAACCAGUGGGAACUUGCGGUCAGGCACGUCUAGCCAAACAGAGCUAGCCGCCAAGGCCCGCGAGCAGGGACACGGCCAAAAUUCAUCCUCAACCGACCUUUCCCCAGCCAUCGCUAUCACUGGAGCUGCCGCACUGGGAGCCCUGGCCGCUGCUACCACCACCACUACCACCUCAACAGGCUCAUCGUCCACAUCUCCGCCCAUUGCGAAUGAAGGUCGCACCCGUGCCGCCAAGGACAUGUCUGAUGUCUUUGAGGCUUAUGGAGAGGGCCGAAUUGGCUCUCCACGCUCACCGACCCGUCCGCACAGCAUGCGUCGCCGCCAAAGCUUGCAAGUAAUUGAGCUCGAGGCCCGCGUCGAACAGCUUAUACAUGAAAACCAGCAGCUGGCAAACAGCCGCGCCCAAGCCGAAUCCCAGCUGGCCCGCGGGAGCCUCUCCUCCGACAGUGACCGCGAAUAUGAAAUCGAGCAGCUCAAGCGCGCCCUCAACGAAGCCAAUGGCGUUAUCGAGCGAUUAAAACAAACCAAUGAGGGCCUGCGCAACUCUACCUCUGCCAUCGCCGUCCAGCACCACGAGGAGGUUCGUCGCUACGAAGCCCAACAAGCUCAGGCCGCCAAAGAACUUCAGAAACAAGCGCGAUCUGCCAAGGAAAAAGAUGCCGAGAUCGCCCAUCUCCGCACCCAACUAGAGGCCUCGACCGAGGAAAUCAAGAGGCUCCAGCAGCAGAUUCUCGAGCAGAGCAGAGCCAGCGUCGACUCUGACUUCCUCGACGUCCGUGACAUUGACUACUUUGACCAUCGCUGCCAGCAGUUGUGCGCCCACGUCUCGCAAUGGGUGCUCCGCUUCUCCAAGUUCAGCGACAUGCGCGCAUGUCGCUUGACGAAUGAACUCAGCGAUGAGAAGCUGAUUGACCGUCUCGACAAUGCCGUCCUUGACGGCUCCAAUGUCGACACUUACCUCAAUGACCGCGUCCGCCGUCGUGACAUUUUCAUGAGCAUGACCAUGACCAUGAUCUGGGAAUUUGUCUUCACGCGGUAUCUCUUCGGCAUGGACCGUGAGCAACGCCAAAAGCUCAAGCACCUUGAGAAGCAGCUCAUCGAUGUCGGACCUCCCCACGCUGUCCGACAGUGGCGUGCCGUGACAUUAACGCUCUUGUCACGCCGUCCAGGUUUCAAGAGGCAGCGGGAUCAGGACACAGAGGCGGUUGUCCAAGCCAUCUUGGACACUCUCGCCAAAAUACUCCCUCCCCCUUCCAACCUGGAGGACCAAAUCCAAGCCCAACUUCGCCGGGUAGUCCGUGAGGCGGUCGGGCUAGCAAUAGAGAUGCGCUGCCAAAGAGCAGAAUACAUCAUGCUCCCUCCUCUCCAGCCCGAGUACGACGACGCCGGCGAACUCGUCGAAGACGUCAAGUUCAACGCCGCCCUCAUGAACGACGGGGGACAGUCCAAUCUCACCAAUGAGGAGCUCGAAUCGACGGCUGCCACCGUCCGGGUGGUGCUGUUCCCGUUGGUGCUGAGAAAGGGGGAUGACGAAGGGAGGGGGGAUGACGAGAUUGUUGUUACACCUGCGCAGGUUCUGGUUGCGAGGUCGGCGUAUGCCUCGCCUGCCACGCCUACGCAGAGCAUAAGGGGGAAGAAUGUGAGGUUGUUGACUCCGAUUAGUGAUGCUGGUGGGGGGGCGAGCGUUGGGGGACGGAGCCCGAAGCAGGAGAGGGGGGUUAUGGGGCCGCCGCCGCAGCCGGGGUUGAGGGGGCAGGGGAGUGAUGUUAGUAUGGGGGAUCAUGGGGGGUAUAUUUAG